Temnothorax curvispinosus is the source of this 3622-nucleotide messenger RNA. Its product is annotated as nardilysin-like. NCBI's taxonomy places the organism in Eukaryota, Metazoa, Arthropoda, Insecta, Hymenoptera, Formicidae. Bases 1 to 3543 code for a protein of 1180 amino acids. Gene Ontology annotation, biological process: proteolysis. Gene Ontology annotation, molecular function: metal ion binding; metalloendopeptidase activity. The transcript has 15 exons. The record is from RefSeq and is a predicted model, not a curated record.
AUGACCACGCGUCACGCGUGCGUGGUAAAUCUGCUGAACGCGUCCAAAUGCGUCGUGUGCGACACGACUGACACGUAUUCACACGUAUUGACACGUACGGCGUGUGCGGAAGCGUGUGUGAUAUGUCUUUAUUUCUUUCAACGACGGUUCAACAUUGCCAGAUACGUGUCUAGAUUUGUAUCGAGUAGAGUGCUGAAGAAUACUGUGUCCAGUUCAUUGAAAAGGAAACAGAAAACGAUUCGUACGCCUCGUGCAUAUUUUCCGAUCGGUUCGUAUUACGACGAUCGAUCUACGUUCACGCCUGAAAUCCUACGCGUCGAUAUAAUGCCAGAGGUGGAGCGUACGACCGAGGACGGCGGGGACGAUGAGCGUUGCCAGGUUGAAUAUCUGGAGACGCCGGUCAAGUCGGAGAACGACGAGAAGGAAUAUAGAGUCAUCAGAUUACCAAAUGGUUUAACAGCUUUGCUAAUAUCCGAUGUACAUUCAAAAACGUGUGCGGCUCAAGAUGAAGAUGAUCGGGAUAAAGAAUCCAGCGAAGAUGAAACUGAGGAUGAGGAAAGUAACGAAGAAGAUGAAGAGGAAGAAGAGAAUGACAUAGAUGAUGAUGACGAUACCAGUGAUGACGAUGAAGAUUUUUCAACACUUAAACGAGUUAAGAGAGAUGAAAAGAAGGCAGCAUGUGGCUUAUGUGUGGGAGUAGGCAGUUUUAGCGAUCCACCGCAAGUUCCAGGCAUGGCACAUUUUCUCGAACACAUGGUUUUCAUGGGAUCCGAAAAAUAUCCACAAGAAAACGAUUUUGAUGCAUUUAUCAGUAAGCGUGGUGGCUUUACCAAUGCCUCAACGGAUUGCGAACAUACAACAUUUUACUUUGAUAUCCAAGAGAAACACUUGUUCGCAGCACUCGAUCGUUUUGCUCAAUUUUUCAUUAAGCCCCUGAUGAAGAAAGAUGCUAUUACACGGGAGCGAGAGGCUGUAGAAAGCGAGUUUCAGUUGGCCUUACCUUGUGACGAUAAUAGAAAGGAACAAUUGUUCUCCUCCUUUGCCCAAACUGGUCAUCCAGCCAACAAGUUUAUUUGGGGUAAUUUAGUGACGUUGCGCGAUAAUGUGGAUGACGAAAAAUUGUACGAAGAACUUCACAAAUUCAGAAAACGCCAUUACAGCGCUCACAGAAUGAAGUUAGCUAUACAGGCGAGACUACCGCUGGAUACAUUGGAAAAUCAUGUUACAACUUGCUUUGCCGAUGUACCGAAUAACGCGUUGCCUCCCGAUGAUUUUACCGAGUUUAAAGGCGGUGUUUCUUUCGAUACUCCUGCUUUCCGAAAAAUGUAUAAAGUUAAGCCUUUCAAAGAUGUCAGCCAGCUAGAAGUAACAUGGACAAUGCCUUCGUUACUUGAUCUGUACAAAAGUAAACCACAUCAGUAUGUCUCAUGGAUUAUUGGACAUGAAGGAAAAGGUUCUUUAAUUAGUUAUCUACGCAAGAAGAAGUGGAGUCUCGAUAUGUUCAGUGGUAACAAUGAAAGUGGUUUUGAACACAGCUCCAUGUAUGCUUUAUUAAAGCUUACCAUAGUACUUUCCUACGAGGGACAACAACAUUUGGAGCAAGUUCUAGAUGCGAUAUUCUCCUAUAUCAAUUUAAUGAAAAAAGAGGGUCCACAGAAAAGAAUUUACGAUGAAAUUUCAAAGAUUGAAGAAAAUAAUUUUAGAUUUGCCGAUGAGGAGGAUCCAGCAGAUUUUGUGGAAGAUUUGUGUGAGAGUAUGCAUUUCUAUCCGCCCCGCGAUUAUAUAACUGGAAACGAGCUUUAUUUUGAAUAUAAUCCAGAAGCUAUACAAAAGUGUUUGGAUUAUCUGGUACCAGAGAAUGCGAAUAUCAUGAUCUUCAACGAGGAAUUUGACGGGGUUGAACUGACGAAAGUCGAGCCGUGGUUCCAAACCAAGUAUACAGACAGCGAAAUACCAAAAGAAUGGAUCGAACGCUGGAAAUCAAUCGAACCAUUGCCAGAUUUUCAUUUACCAUUAGCGAAUACAUUCCUUCCCAGCGACUUCUCCUUAAUACCGAUACCAGCGGAGGUUCCCAAAUAUCCUGUAAAAUUACACAAUGAUCAUAUAUCGGAGAUUUGGUAUCGCGCGGAUCCCAAGUUUCGUUUGCCGGAAUGUUAUAUGAAUUUCCAUUUUGUUUCCUCCCUCGGGGUUCAGUCGCCAAAGAAUACAGCUCUCAUGGAAAUGUACUGCAAUGUAUUGAAAUUGUUAUUGAUUGAAGAAUUAUAUCCAGCUAUAGCGGUCGGGUUUGACUAUAAUAUCAGUAGUAGUGAGAAAGGUAUUACAAUAAAAAUAAAUGGAUUUAACGAAAAACUACCGCUCUUAUUGAUGACUAUUGCAAAAUACAUAGUGGAUUAUCCAACCCUUGUUACAGGAGUACAGGAGUUGAAGGAAUUGUUUGAAAUUGUGAAAGUGCAACAGCUUAAGACAUAUUACAACACAUUUGUAAAACCUGGAAAACUUGUCAAGGACGUGAGAUUAUGCAUAUUGAAGCUCGUCCAUUAUACACACGUUGAUACCCAUGCUGCUCUACGUAAUAUCACGUUUGAAGACUUCCAGGACUUUGUGAAAAUCUUCACCGAUCAACUAUACAUUCAGUGUCUUGUGCAAGGCAACGUGACGCAGGAUGCUGCGAUCGAGAGUGUACAACAAUGUAUCAAAAUAAUUAAUUGCGGUCCUUUUCUCUUUGAUACGAUACCGCAAGUGAAAGUCACGCAGAUACCCUUGGGCACAUGCUAUUGCAAGUUGAAAAAUAUCAACAAAAUCGAUGCAAAUUCCGUAGUGACAAAUUAUUAUCAAGCCGAUGUCAUAUCGAUUGAGUUAUCAGUGUUAAUCGAUCUGAUGAUCAUGAUAAUGGAAGAACCGUUAUUCCAUCGGUUAAGAACUCAAGAACAGCUUGGUUACUUGGUCUUCUGUAAUCUUCAAGAUACCAACGGAAUUUUAGGAUAUUCCAUUACCGUUCACACUCAGGCAGACAAAUACACAACCGAGCACGUGGACCAGCGGAUCGAAGAAUUUCUGAAAUCGUUUAAUAAGAUUUUGGAAGAUUUCUCGGAAGAGGAAUUGGACGAUGUCAAAGAGGCACUAAGAAAAUUGAAACAGUGUGCCGAUAUCGAUUUGGAAGAAGAAGUUAGCAGAAAUUGGACUGAGAUCACAAAGUGGCGAUACAUGUUUGACAGACUCGAGAGGGAAGUGCUUGCGAUAAAAAACAUAACGAUCAACUGGCUGAGAGAAUGGUCUGCACGGCACACACUGAAUGGAAGUAACUUUAGAAAAUUGAGCGUGCACGUGGUAGGAACUGAUCCGAAGGAAAGGGCAGUUGAGAAAGCGAGUGAUACUGCAGAGGCGAACAAGAAAGCACAGUACUUCUCCUUGGAAUACAUAACUGACGACCAGCGUAAGGAAACGCAAGAUCAUUAUAUUACUGACGUAGAAGCGUACAAGAAAAAACUCUGCGCCUAUCCAGUGAGUGAGGGGAUUAAUCCUCUCAAAAUGCUAAAUAAAUGAUACUUAAAAAAUAGUAUAUUGAUAAUAAAAAUGAUCGUGCAAAUCGUGCUGCCUGAUAAUAAAGUUCUUUUUUUAUUUA